Emiliania huxleyi CCMP1516 is the source of this 633-nucleotide messenger RNA. RefSeq lists its product as hypothetical. The transcript is spliced from 2 exons. The record is from RefSeq and is a predicted model, not a curated record. The coding region runs from base 1 to 633 and encodes 210 amino acids. Lineage: Eukaryota; Haptophyta; Isochrysidales; Noelaerhabdaceae.
AUGAUUUGCCUGGUCGGCCAUCCGCUCAGCCGCUUUGAUAUCGCGUUUAGCAGCCUGCUGCGCUCUCCUCAGAAGGCGCAGCAAGAGGAGCCGAGGCGCCGGGCAACGAACCUGGCCGACGACACCGCGGAGAGCGCGUUCGACUUCUCAAGGGUGCCCGCCUUGCUCGAGGCGCAGUACACCACGCUCGACCCGCUGGGCGCCAUCCGACCGACGUCCAUCAAGGUUGACGACAUAUGUUACGUAUACCACUCGUGCUGGUGGUUGACGAAGCAGCAGGGGCUGCUUGCGCCGCCAAAGGUAAUCUCGUUGAGCCCGCAACUCGAGCGGCAGAGGGCCUUCGACCUGCUCGACGCGCUCACGCGCUCGGGCGCCCUGCAGCUGGACGACGCGAGCCUGCACGUCAUCGUCGGCGCAACGCACGUCUUCGCCGACAGCGUGAUGGAGACUCUCGUAGCCGAGAGCAUCAACCCAAUCGAGAAGCUCGAGAGCUCCUCCCUCAUCAUUGCUUCCGUCGUCCACAACGUGCCGCCUCAGCAGCUGCUCGCCGACGAUGAGCAGCUCCGUCGCGUCCAACAGUUCGCAUCGCCGGUGCUGUCCAGCAAGGCGGAGCGGUCCACGCAGGAAGUGUGA